Molecule: messenger RNA, 4573 nt
Organism: Erinaceus europaeus (western European hedgehog)
Lineage: Eukaryota; Metazoa; Chordata; Mammalia; Eulipotyphla; Erinaceidae
Gene: USP7
Product: ubiquitin specific peptidase 7
Exons: 32
Coding region: 427-3594 (1055 amino acids)
Biological process (GO): protein deubiquitination; regulation of protein stability
Cellular component (GO): nucleus; cytosol
Molecular function (GO): protein binding; cysteine-type endopeptidase activity; cysteine-type deubiquitinase activity
Source: RefSeq, a predicted model, not a curated record
CGGGACGGGGCCGCGGCCGGGGAGCGGGACGGGGCCGGGGACGGGGCCGGGGACGGGGCCGGGGCCCGCCCGCCCGCCGCCAUGAACCACCAGCCGCAGCCCAAGGCGGGCGAGCAGCAGCUGAGCGAGCCCGAGGACAUGGAGAUGGAAGGUCUGACUUGCAGUGUUGGGAGUUGAACCUCAGGUGUGCAGGUCCCGAACUCUCUUGUCCCCAGCCCGGCAGCCUCUGAGCUCCAACUCAGGACGGGGCAGGUCCAGGUCAGCCAUUGAAUUCGGACCUUCCCGUUUAACUGUGUGCUCGGUGCCCAAGCCUCAGUCUCUGCAGUUCCAGAAGUGAGGCCAGGGUCCCCUCCACAGCUGUGAGCUGGAGACACAGACGACCCGCCCAGAAUCGCACAAAACCCUGUUAUCAACGGGAACGUGGCCAUGAGCGAUGGUCACACCAACGCAGAGGAGGACAUGGAGGACGACACGAGUUGGCGCUCCGAGGCAACCUUCCAGUUCACUGUCGAGCGCUUCAGCAGACUGAGUGAGUCGGUCCUUAGCCCUCCGUGUUUUGUGCGAAAUCUGCCGUGGAAGAUUAUGGUGAUGCCACGCUUUUAUCCAGACAGACCACACCAAAAAAGCGUAGGAUUCUUUCUCCAGUGCAAUGCUGAAUCUGACUCCACGUCGUGGUCCUGUCACGCGCAGGCUGUGCUCAAGAUAAUCAAUUACCGGGACGACGAGAAGUCGUUCAGCCGGCGCAUCAGCCACCUGUUCUUCCACAAGGAGAACGACUGGGGCUUCUCCAACUUCAUGGCCUGGAGUGAGGUGACGGAUCCCGAGAAAGGGUUUAUCGACGAGGACAAAGUCACCUUUGAAGUCUUUGUGCAGGCGGACGCGCCCCACGGAGUCGCGUGGGACUCAAAGAAACACACGGGCUACGUGGGGCUCAAGAACCAGGGAGCCACAUGCUACAUGAACAGCCUGCUGCAGACACUCUUCUUCACCAACCAGCUGCGAAAGGCUGUGUACAUGAUGCCCACAGAGGGCGACGACUCUUCCAAAAGCGUCCCUUUAGCUUUGCAAAGGGUGUUCUACGAGCUGCAGCACAGCGACAAGCCCGUGGGAACCAAGAAGCUCACCAAGUCGUUCGGGUGGGAGACGUUAGAUAGCUUCAUGCAACAUGACGUUCAGGAGCUGUGCCGAGUGUUGCUGGACAACGUGGAGAACAAGAUGAAAGGCACAUGUGUGGAAGGCACCAUCCCCAAGUUAUUCCGGGGCAAGAUGGUGUCCUACAUCCAGUGUAAAGAAGUCGACUACCGGUCUGACAGGAGAGAAGACUAUUACGACAUCCAGCUAAGUAUAAAAGGAAAGAAAAACAUAUUUGAGUCCUUUGUGGAUUACGUGGCUGUGGAACAGCUGGACGGCGACAACAAGUAUGACGCUGGGGAGCACGGCUUGCAGGAAGCAGAGAAAGGUGUGAAGUUCCUCACCCUGCCACCCGUGCUGCACCUGCAGCUCAUGAGGUUCAUGUAUGACCCGCAGACGGACCAGAACAUCAAGAUCAACGACAGGUUUGAGUUCCCUGAACAGUUACCACUCGAUGAAUUUUUGCAAAAAACAGAUCCUAAGGACCCUGCCAAUUACAUCCUGCACGCAGUCCUGGUUCACAGUGGGGACAACCACGGUGGACACUAUGUGGUUUAUCUCAACCCCAAAGGGGACGGCAAAUGGUGCAAAUUCGACGACGACGUGGUGUCCCGGUGCACGAAGGAGGAGGCCAUCGAGCACAACUACGGUGGCCACGACGACGACCUGUCUGUGCGGCACUGCACCAACGCCUACAUGCUGGUCUACAUCCGGGAGUCCAAGCUGAGUGAGGUGCUGCAGGCCGUCACCGACCACGACAUCCCCCAGCAGCUGGUGGAGCGGCUGCAGGAGGAGAAGCGCGUGGAGGCGCAGAAGCGGAAGGAGCGGCAGGAAGCCCACCUGUACAUGCAGGUGCAGAUCGUGGCCGAGGACCAGUUCUGCGGCCACCAGGGCAACGACAUGUACGACGAGGAGAAGGUCAAGUACACGGUGUUCAAGGUCCUGAAGAACUCCUCGCUCGCCGAGUUUGUCCAGAGCCUCUCGCAGACCAUGGGGUUCCCGCAAGAUCAGAUCCGUCUGUGGCCCAUGCAGGCGAGGAGUAACGGGACCAAGCGGCCAGCCAUGCUGGACAAUGAAGCCGACGGCAACAAGACAAUGAUCGAACUCAGUGACAAUGAAAACCCAUGGACAAUAUUCCUGGAGACCGUGGACCCUGAGCUGGCCGCGAGUGGCGCCACGCUACCCAAGUUUGACAAGGACCACGAUGUGAUGUUGUUCCUGAAGAUGUAUGACCCCAAAACCCGGAGCCUGAAUUACUGUGGGCACAUCUACACCCCCAUAUCCUGUAAAAUUCGUGACUUGCUCCCGGUCAUGUGUGACAGAGCAGGAUUCAUCCAAGAUACUAGCCUUAUCCUCUAUGAGGAAGUGAAGCCGAAUCUCACGGAGAGAAUUCAGGAUUAUGACGUGUCUCUGGACAAGGCCCUGGAUGAGCUCAUGGACGGCGACAUCAUCGUGUUUCAGAAGGACGACCCCGAGAAUGACAACAGUGAGCUGCCCACCGCGAAGGAGUACUUCAGAGACCUGUACCACCGCGUGGACGUCAUCUUCUGCGAUAAGACCAUCCCCAACGACCCUGGAUUCGUGGUCACUUUGUCCAAUAGAAUGAAUUAUUUUCAGGUCGCAAAGACGGUCGCCCAGCGGCUAAACACUGACCCCAUGUUACUCCAGUUUUUCAAGUCUCAAGGUUACAGGGACGGCCCAGGCAACCCUCUUAGACAUAACUAUGAAGGUACUUUAAGGGAUCUUCUACAGUUCUUCAAGCCUAGACAACCUAAGAAACUUUACUACCAGCAGCUUAAGAUGAAGAUCACAGACUUUGAGAAUAGGCGGAGUUUUAAGUGCAUCUGGUUAAACAGCCAGUUCAGGGAAGAGGAAAUAACACUAUAUCCAGACAAGCACGGGUGUGUCCGGGACCUGCUGGAAGAAUGUAAGAAGGCUGUGGAGCUGGGGGAGAAGGCGUCAGGGAAACUCAGGCUGCUAGAAAUCGUAAGCUACAAAAUCAUCGGCGUCCAUCAGGAAGAUGAAUUGUUAGAGUGUCUGUCUCCUGCCACCAGCCGGACGUUUCGAAUAGAGGAGGUCCCGAUGGACCAGGUCGACAUAGACAAGGAGAACGAGAUGCUGAUCACGGUGGCCCAUUUCCACAAAGAGGUGUUCGGAACGUUCGGCAUCCCGUUUUUGCUGAGGAUACACCAGGGCGAGCAUUUCAGAGAAGUCAUGAAACGGAUCCAGAGUCUGCUGGACAUCCAGGAGAAGGAGUUUGAGAAGUUUAAAUUUGCCAUCGUGAUGAUGGGCCGGCACCAGUACAUCAACGAGGAUGAGUAUGAAGUGAACUUGAAAGACUUUGAACCCCAGCCUGGUAACAUGUCUCACCCUCGGCCGUGGCUCGGGCUCGACCACUUCAACAAAGCUCCAAAGAGGAGUCGCUACACUUACCUUGAAAAGGCCAUCAAGAUCCAUAACUGACCUCCUCCCGAGUGUCCCAGGCCAGGGACAGUGCGCGGCUGGGCCUCAACAGCCUGGGCUCUGGGACUCUGCACGCCAGCCGACGUCCCCAUGAGAGGACUCGCUGCUGAUGUUAAUUUUAUUUUGUUGAGGCUGUUCAGUUUGGCUUCUGUAUCUAUUGACUGCCCUUUUUGAGCAAAAUGAAGGUGUUUUUAUAAAGCGUGGAUGCCAGUGAGAGUUAUUUUACGGUCACCGCAGUGCCAGGCGCCUGCCGGCACACGGGGGGAGGGGAAGAACAGAAGCUAGUGGCACGUGGUCCCCGUGGGCACAAGGGCUCUCGUCCAGCUGGGGCCCCGACCCCGGCCCCCGUGGGCGGCCUCGUCUGCCACCGCCCUCCACUCCCCUCCCGCCCCAUGGCCUUGUGUGCAUCUGUAAGGCAUCGCCGAGACACUCACAGCCUAAUAAACAGCGCUCUCCUUCACGCGUGUCCUGUGGCCCCUUCCUCGGUCCUCGGCCAGCCUGUCCCCUCCCGUUCAGGCGGCAAAAGCCCAGCGGCCGCCAAGGUCCCAGCAGGUGACGGGUCCCGAGGUGUCUCCUAGGCGGAGCAGACGCAAGAGGAAAGGACCCUCUCGACCAGGAGGGCAGUUCUCUCGUGGGCAGGGAGCUGCUGACUUUGUAAAAAGGCAGGAAGAGAAAAGGACAGAUGAGAUUGUAUAUUUAAUGACUGAACGUGUCCAGCUGACCGCUGGGAGGAGAGGUGCAGCCUCGCCGCGGACGUCUGCUAGCCGAGCCUCGGGCCGCCCCGCGGGAGCCGGCGGCCGCUAGCUGCGAGUGCGGCGAGCUAGACUCCGCAGCCCUCACGUAGUUCUCUUCCUCCCCGGACUUGGUUUCGUUUCCUCUCGGUUUGUUUCUGUAGCAGCAGUGCGCACCAGCCCUUCCUGUAUAUUUGCCUUUUUGCUGGAAAAUGUUGUAUGUUGAAUAAAAUUUUCUAUAAAAACGA